Vicia villosa (hairy vetch) is the source of this 2739-nucleotide messenger RNA. RefSeq lists its product as uncharacterized. Gene Ontology annotation, molecular function: aspartic-type endopeptidase activity. The transcript has a single exon. Gene Ontology annotation, biological process: proteolysis. The record is from RefSeq and is a predicted model, not a curated record. NCBI's taxonomy places the organism in Eukaryota, Viridiplantae, Streptophyta, Magnoliopsida, Fabales, Fabaceae. The coding region runs from base 1 to 2739 and encodes 912 amino acids.
AUGGCACCUCCAAAACCACCCCAACCUUCUCCUAAUGAAAUCAUUGAACAAGCUGUAUAUACAACAGCUAUGCGUUUGGAUUCUGCUAUGCUGGAAACCCAGCAACAGAUUGAUGAGAGAUUUCCCAUGGUUCACUCAGAUCUACAACAAACCCAGCAGAAUCUGGGUCAAAUCAGCACCCGGCUGGACAACGACCGACAGCUGUCAGAUACUCGCUACGAUUCCCUCAUGGCAGCGCUGAGCAAACUUCUUAAGGAGAAGCAAACAACCGCUGCUGCUGCUGUCAGUUCACCAGCUAGUUCUUCAGGUAUUUUUCAUCCCCCUCCAUCUAGUCCCUUUACUACAGCACCCAUUUCCCAUGUCAUCACCCCUACAAAUACCCCACAAAGAACUUCUGCCACAAUUAACUCUACCCCACAUCCCUCCACCCAAAUACCUCUACCUUUCACCACUUACCCAAUCCUUACUUCUGCAUUCACAGCCCCUCCACAUACCCAAACUUUUCCUCCCCCCCCCCAAAUACCUUACAACCCCAUACCCAAUUUAACUCCACUUCCACCCUUCCGUACCCCAAAACUAGAGUUAUCUAUGUUCGAUGGCUCCAACCCACUCGAAUGGCUUUUUCAGGCUGACCAACACUUUAAUUUUUACCAAUUACCUCCGGAAAACAGAUUGGGCAUGAUGUCUUUUUAUAUGAAAGGUGAGGCCUUAAGUUGGUUCAAAUGGAUGUACAAAAAUCAGGAAUUAACGGACUGGUUUGCUUUCACAAGGGCGUUAGAACUUCGUUUCGGUCCAUCCACUUACACUAAUCAUCAGGCAGAGCUAUUCAAAUUAAAACAAACCGGGUCAGUUGUGGAAUAUCAAGCUACCUUUGAAAAAUUGGGCAAUCAGGUUGUCGGUUUAUCUUCCGAAGCCAUUAUUAAUUGUUUUAUUUCUGGCUUACUGCCUGAUAUUCAGAAUGAGAUUGCUCUCCAUAAACCCACUUCCAUUUCCCAAGCAAUUGGCCUUGCCAAGCUGAUUGAAUCCAAACUUAGAGAAUCCAAACCAAAAAUUCAGAAAGCUUUCUCCACUACAUUUCCACGUCCUACAUCAAACCCAUCAACUUUAUUCCCUUCCCCAACAACCCCAAAACCUGUCCCACAAAACUCCCCACCCAAACUGCCUAUUAAACGUCUCUCUAGUGCUCAGAUUCAGGAACGUCGAGCCCAAGGGCUCUGCUUUAAUUGCGAUGACAAGUUUAUCCCAGGUCACCGCUGCUCAGCAGGAAAAUUUUUAUUAUUAUUGGUGGAUGACGAAGAUCCUGACUCCUCACCGCCAAUAGUAACCAUUGAUGAACAGAUUGUGGAUGCUGCUCAAAUUAAUAAUUCAGAUGAAACUUAUUUCCAAUUAUCACCUCAAGCUGCUAACGGACAUUUUUCACCUAAGACUUUGAAAUUUAAUGGUCUCAUCAACGGAUUGGCAGUAAUAGUAUUGAUAGACACGGGUAGUACGCAUAAUAUCCUACAGCCUAGGAUCGCCCAACAUUUGAAGUUGCCAACUAACCCAAUUCCUAAUUUUGCUGUCAUGGUUGGUAAUGGUUCUAAGUUACUUUGUUCAGGAUUAUGCCCAAAAGUACCGAUUACUCUCCAAAAUACCCUGUUCACUAUUCCUUUUCACCUUCUGCCCAUCGAAGGCGCGGAUGUCGUUCUUGGCAUGGAGUGGUUAAGAACCCUUGGUCCUCUCAUGGCUGAUUUCUCAAUUCCCAAAAUAUCUUUCACCUACCAAAAUCAUGACAUUACCAUAACCGGAGACCCAAAGAUACUUCCCACUCAUUCCACUUACAACCAAUUCUGCCAUCUUCUCCAUACAGACUCCAUUGCUUCCCUCCACCUGCUCUUAUACCAACCCCUCUCACCACCUCAAGACUCAAAUUCCACUUCCAGCAACCAAAACCCCCUUUCCACGCUACCUACCACAAUACCAACACAAAUUCGCAAUAUCCUACAGUCUUUUCCCUCAGUUUUUCAAACCCCUCGUGGUUUACCCCCACCAAGACAACACGACCACCAUAUUCCUCUCCUGCCUAACACUCCCCCAAUCAAUGUUAAACCCUAUAGAUACCCCCACUCUCAAAAAGAAGCUAUGACCACAAUAAUCAAUGAUAUGCUUAAGGAAGGAAUUAUCAAACCUAGCAAUAGCCCUUAUUCCUCACCGGUCCUACUUGUUAGAAAGAAAGACGGAUCCUGGCGUUUUUGUGUAGACUAUAGAGCCCUAAAUGCGGUAACAGUUCGCGACCGUUUCCCUAUCCCUACAAUAGAGGAACUCUUUGAUGAGUUGGGAUCUGCAACUAUUUUUUCUAAGAUCGAUCUUCGAUCUGGAUAUCACCAAAUCAGGGUUACUACAGAGGAUACUCACAAAACUGCAUUCAGGACAUUCGACGGACAUUAUGAGUUCUUAGUUAUGCCAUUUGGCCUAACUAACGCUCCUAGUUCGUUUCAAUCAGCGAUGAAUGAUUUGCUUCGCCCCUACUUAAGACGGUUUGUUUUAGUUUUUUUUGACGAUAUUCUGAUCUAUAGUACUUGCUUAUCUGAUCAUGUUUAUCACUUACAAUUAAUUCUAAAAUUACUUUGUUCUAAUCAGUUUUAUGCCAAGCUUUCCAAAUGUACUUUUGCUGUCCCUAAGGUGGAUUAUCUAGGUCAUAUUAUUUCUGGUGAUGGUGUAACCCCGGAUCCUACCAAGAUUCAAGCAAUGCUGGAUUGA